AUGGGCGAGCUGUAUGAACGCCUCUUCCGUAGUCAUGUUGCCAACGAUAUUUGGAUCGGAUUGAGUCACCCACCAGUUGGUGGUGAUUCACGAGUGCCACUGUCCAUACAGCCUACUCUAAGCGGAGGACCAAAAUCCUUGAUCGAUGCCGUGACAUGGCCUUUGCACAAUAAAAUGCCUAUCGCCCGGGCGGCCUCGACGCAUCGAUCUCUUGCCUCCGAACAUCGAUGCUUGGUCAAACUCGGAAGCACACCAGAAUUCGCGACACUGUAUCGCUCGAUAUUUCAGAUUUCGCAUACUCGGCGGUUCUCCGAAAUGACGAGAACCGUGUUCACCCACCCAGUGCGAACGUUAAGAAGACAGGGCUUGGGCUCCCAUCGUAACACAGGGACAGUUAAAAAUUGCAUAGAUUUAUAUGUGGCAUCCAAGAUAGCGUCCUUCGCGUCGACUCCUGUUUCGACAGACCAAUCAGGUUAUAACAAGGACGGGGUGGGUGCCCAAGCUAGCUAA
Molecule: messenger RNA, 510 nt
Organism: Coccidioides immitis RS
Lineage: Eukaryota; Fungi; Ascomycota; Eurotiomycetes; Onygenales; Onygenaceae
Exons: 2
Coding region: 1-510 (169 amino acids)
Source: RefSeq, a predicted model, not a curated record